ACUAUAAAAAGGACAGAGGGGCAUAACAGUAGAUGCAGGCACUUGAGGGAAGUGCAAGCUGUGGAUGAACAGGGGAACUGAUUACCUUCCUUUGCAACUGAAUGAUCCAUUGAAACCAUGGGUGACGUUGUAAAGAAUUCAAUGAAGAAGGCCCUGCUGAAGCUGGACUGCCACUUCACUUGGGUGCUGCUAAAGGAGGACAUUGAUCCUGAUGAACUGGAGGAGAGAAUUGUCGAGCAGAUUGAGUUUUUACACUCCAGAUCCAAAAUCCAAAAUUAUCACCUGCUAACCUAUGUGAAAUUUUUGAACGGCAAGAAGGAAGAAGCUCUGAAAACCUUACAAAAGGCUGAAGAGGCUGUUAAAACAGCGCAUCCUGUGGACACUGAGAAGCAAAGCCUUGUUACCUGGAGUAACUAUGCUUGGCUGUACUACCACAUGGACAAACUGGCAGAGGCGCAAGAGUGCAUAGACAAGAUAGAAAGGACCUGCAAGGAACAUGGAAGUGUCACACCAUAUAAGAUGAAACUCCCCCAAAUCUUUUGUGAAAAGGGAUGGGCCCUUCUCAAAUUUGGGGGGAAGUAUUAUGAAAAGGCCAAGGAAUGCUUUGCAAAAGCCUUAGAAGAAGACCCUGACAACCCAGAAUUUAAUACAGGAUAUGCGAUCACUGUGUACCGCCUGGAAGAUUGUUAUGAGAAAAGGUCUGCGGCUGAAGGGUCAUCACUGGAACUCUUGCGGCGGGCAGUCCAGCUGAACCCGGAUGAUGUCUUCGUGGUGCCCAUCCUUGCCAUAAAGCUGCAGGAAAGCGGUAACACACCAGAAGGGGAAAAGUACAUCGAGGAAGCCCUUGCAAAACACCCGGGCAUUCCUUACGUUCUGAGGUAUGCUGCCAAAUUUUAUAGGAAAAAGGGUGAUGUGCAAAAAGCCCUGAAGUAUUUGAUGGAGGCCUUGAGUCUGACACCGAAUUCAAGCUUCUUACAUCACCAGGUUGCAAUUUGCUACCGAAAACAAUUCUAUCAGCUGAAACGAGCCAAUGGGAGAGGACAGCCCACUGAAGAAAUGGAAGAGCUGCUCCAACUUUGCAUCAAUCAUUUAAAGAUAGUGGUAGAACGCAAAACCCAAUAUGUCUAUGCACAUCUGGACCUUGCCAACAUGUAUGCAGAAGGGGCACAGCUUGAGGAAGCAGAAGAAAUCUUCCAGAGGCUGUUUGCAAAGACCAAGCUAACCUGUCUAGAAAAGCAGCAGUUGUAUCUCAAUUACGGAAACUUUCAGGAGUUUCGCAGAAGAUCUGAAUCUGAAGCGCUGAAGUUUUAUCUGAAAGCAGUGGAAAUUGAACAAGAGUCAAUCGAUAGAAAGAAAGCCAUAAACUAUUUGAAGAAGUUAAUGGAAAAAAGAAUUCGUAGAGGUCUAGCUGAUGCGAAGAGUUUUGCUACUCUUGGGUUUGCUCACCGACUCCAUGAGGAAAAGAAAGAAGCAAUCGAAUGCUAUGAACGAGCCUUGGAACUGGAUCCUGGAAAUGAAGAAUAUCUCAGUGCUCUUUUGGAUUUGAGACUGUCUUUGCAAAGCUAAACUUUCAAACAUGGCUCAUACUUUCUUCUUAGUUAACACUGUUUCAGCAUAUGUAGCAACGUUCACAAUGUUCUCAGUUCACCUUUAAUUCAAUAUCAAUAUUCAUUGAAGUGAUUGUGUGUUUUACCAUUUUGCCAUUUUUGCUGUAUUGUUUUGGACACUAUGUUCUAUUACACAGAUAACUUAGUUAACUUUUGUGGUUGAUAGUUUAAAAAUUAUAUUGUAUUAGUUGUGGAGUAUUUCCUAAGCCCAAUAUAGUGUGGGAUAUUAAAAUUCUCCAAAGUGUUUGUGUGUUCAAAAUCAAAUGUGUUCCAUUCUUCGAAUAUGAUCCACCUUCCAAAAAGCCAAAGGGGGAGUGGAACUGAAAUAAAAUCAAACAAAAUAUGA
Molecule: messenger RNA, 1953 nt
Organism: Anolis sagrei ordinatus
Lineage: Eukaryota; Metazoa; Chordata; Lepidosauria; Squamata; Anolidae
Product: interferon-induced protein with tetratricopeptide repeats 5-like
Biological process (GO): defense response to virus
Cellular component (GO): cytosol
Molecular function (GO): protein binding
Source: RefSeq, a predicted model, not a curated record